Molecule: messenger RNA, 1164 nt
Organism: Nelumbo nucifera (sacred lotus)
Lineage: Eukaryota; Viridiplantae; Streptophyta; Magnoliopsida; Proteales; Nelumbonaceae
Product: putative xyloglucan endotransglucosylase/hydrolase protein 8
Biological process (GO): xyloglucan metabolic process; cell wall biogenesis
Cellular component (GO): apoplast; cell wall
Molecular function (GO): hydrolase activity, hydrolyzing O-glycosyl compounds; xyloglucan:xyloglucosyl transferase activity
Source: RefSeq, a predicted model, not a curated record
CCAACCGAUAAGUGAUUACCCCCCGGUCCUCCCUUCUCUCUCGCGCUCUCGCUCUCUCACCCAAAGUAAGGCUUCUCCCUCUUCUCAGGAGGCCAGAAUGGAAAUAAGGGUAUCUCCACUGGGCAUUCUUCUAGGCAUUGCUUCUCUCAUGGCGUCCUGUUUUACAUCGGAAGCAGUUGGGUCGUUCUCGUUUCAAGAUAACUUCGAUAUAAUGUGGUCUGAGGACCAUUUCAGUACCUCCCAAGAUGGACAGAUCUGGUAUCUCUCUCUCGACAAAGAUACAGGUUGCGGGUUCCAGACGAAGCAGAAAUACAGAUUUGGGUGGUUCAGCAUGAAGCUCAAGUUGGUAGGAGGCGACUCUGCCGGUGUUGUCACGGCAUAUUACAUGUGUUCGGAUCCAGGAGCUGGGCCUGAGAGGGAUGAACUAGAUUUCGAGUUCCUGGGAAACAGAACAGGGCAGCCCUACACAAUACAGACUAACGUUUACAAGAACGGGGUUGGAGGGCGUGAGAUGAGACACAUGCUCUGGUUUGACCCCACCGAGGACUUCCACACCUACUCCGUUCUCUGGAACAACCAUCAAAUUAUAUUCUUCGUGGACAGAGUGCCCAUAAGGGUGUAUAAGAACACAGAGAAAUCAAACAAUUUUUUCCCCAAUGAGAAGCCCAUGUGGAUCUUCUCAAGUAUAUGGAAUGCAGACGAUUGGGCAACAAGGGGUGGGCUUGAGAAGACAGAUUGGAAGAAAGCCCCCUUUGUCUCCUCCUACAAGGACUUCAGUGUCGAUGGUUGCCAGUGGGAAGAUCCUUACCCUGCUUGUGUUUCUACCACGACCCAGAAUUGGUGGGAUCAAUACGAAGCUUGGCACCUCUCAGAUUCUCAGAAGGAGGACUAUGCUUGGGUUCAGAGGAAUCUGGUUAUCUAUGAUUAUUGCAAGGACACUCAGAGGUACCUUGAGCAACCAUGGGAGUGCUCCAUAAGCCCCUGGGAUUGAUGACACUCAGAGAUAAAUAACACAUAGAUUCUUUAUUAGUUUUUCCUUUUUCAAUUUUUCUUUCAGUUAUUCAUAUUCAUAAAUAGUUAAGGUAUUUUUGGGAGGUUCUUAGUACUGAUUUUUUUUAUGGAUAGAUAGUAAUUAUUAUUUGUAACUCUCCAAAUGGUAUAUAU